AAUAUUUUUGGCUUCGUUGAAGAAUCAAGAUCAGACUUUAUGGAAAUGGAAGUAAGUUUUUGCUAUAAAAAUCAUGCCUCUCUUCUCACCAUUUAGUUACCUCCAAGUGGCAUGGCCUCUGAUUAUGUUGGCUCCUGAUUGGUAACACCAAAAUCAUAGAGUUAAUGAUGUAUAAAAUUCAAAUUUCAAAUACUUCAAAGAUAAUCUUUUCAGAAUUCAGAAAUUUCCUUGUCUAUAAAUUUAGCCUAACCUUUUAAAAUGGUCUUUACUUGUCCAAAAAAGAACCGUCAAAUACGAAUACGAUUCUAAGUUUUUAGUCUUUAUAAUCUCUCACAGAUUUGUGCAUUCAAAUCACAAAGUAAGUCGCGUACAAUGGGUUCUGCUUUCGAUCCCUUUGUCACGGCCACUGAGGAUUCCGCCGUCGUCAACUCGCCGGCGCCUCUCUCAAACCUCACACAAGAAGAACUCAAGAAAAUCGCCGCUUAUAAAGCCGUCGAAUUCGUCGAAUCUGGAAUGGUAAUCGGUCUCGGCACUGGCUCCACCGCCAAACACGCCGUGGCUCGUAUCAGCGAGCUUCUCCAAGAAGGAAAACUCAAGGAUAUAAUCGGAAUCCCUACUUCAACCACAACGCAUGAGCAAGCGGUGUCUUUAGGGAUACCGUUAUCCGAUCUAGAUUCGCAUCCGGUGGUGGAUCUAUCAAUCGAUGGCGCCGACGAAGUCGAUCCGGCUCUUAAUCUGGUGAAAGGACGCGGCGGAUCGUUAUUGAGGGAGAAGAUGAUAGAAGGAGCAUCUAAAAAGUUCGUUGUGAUUGUUGAUGAAUCGAAGCUUGUGAAGUACAUCGGAGGAAGUGGACUCGCUGUUCCGGUGGAGGUUGUUCCGUUCUGCUGCGAUUUCACACGGGGGAAAUUGGAAGAGCUUUUCAGAGAAGCGGGAUGCGUUGCGAAGCUUAGGAUGAAGAUUGGAUCUAACGGCGGAGAUGCGACGCCGGCUGUGACGGAUAAUGGAAAUUAUGUGGUGGAUUUGUAUUUGGAGAGAGAUAUUGGAGAUUUAGAGGUGGCGAGUGAGGCGAUAUUGAGGUUUCCCGGAGUAGUGGAGCAUGGGAUGUUUCUGGGAAUGGCGACGACGUUGAUCGUCGCCGGGAAAUUCGGUGUAACCGUCAAGGAUAGGUUUGGAUAAAAGAGUCAUUUGAAAAAUUAGGGUUUAUGGUUUGAUUUUUGAUUUUCGAUGGAUGCUCUGGUUCUGUAAACCCUUUUCUCCUAUUGGCUUAGAAUUUUUUUUUUUUUUUUUUUU
Messenger RNA from Arabidopsis lyrata subsp. lyrata, 1290 nucleotides. RefSeq names its product probable ribose-5-phosphate isomerase 1. The transcript has a single exon. Gene Ontology annotation, biological process: pentose-phosphate shunt, non-oxidative branch. The record is from RefSeq and is a predicted model, not a curated record. The coding region runs from base 373 to 1176 and encodes 267 amino acids. Gene Ontology annotation, molecular function: ribose-5-phosphate isomerase activity. Lineage: Eukaryota; Viridiplantae; Streptophyta; Magnoliopsida; Brassicales; Brassicaceae.